Molecule: messenger RNA, 4130 nt
Organism: Thunnus maccoyii (southern bluefin tuna)
Lineage: Eukaryota; Metazoa; Chordata; Actinopteri; Scombriformes; Scombridae
Gene: dipk2ab
Product: divergent protein kinase domain 2Ab
Exons: 4
Coding region: 729-2033 (434 amino acids)
Source: RefSeq, a predicted model, not a curated record
UGGUGUUGAAAAGAGUCGAAACAGAACCCAUUGUGGUGUUGGAGAGGAGUGAGCUGCUACCCGAGAGAGGGAGAAAAGAGGCAAUUCCGCGACCACAAAGGGACUCAUGAUAAGCGGACAGAUAUGGACGUUAAUACACAACACAGACGCUGUUGUCUUUUGUGAGGAGGACCGCGUCCUCCAGUCGGAAAGAUCUGGUAUAUGAAGAGUUAAGACUCGACAUCCCAACUGUUUAUUUCGGCAGCUAGCAGGCUAACUGGCUAGAUACCUAGGAGCUAGACAUGGGAAGCCCGUGUGAGUUUGCUUGAUAGAGAUCUUCGUCGAGCUUUGAGGAGGCUGUUUCCCGUUUAGAUAUUGUCGGUUAUUAUUUAAAGUAUCCGUCGCCUGCCUUGUAAGGAACCCGAAACUUUGAAGAAUGAUACCAACUGAGCGCUAAGCAUUUCACUACUACAGACCCGGAGAGGAGCACAAAAAAAGUCAGACAGAUUUGCUGGCUCGAGGUUGCACACAAACACCAAGAAGGGAGAACAUGACUCACUGGCCUCUGCCAGAGACUGGCACGGGGCAACUGCGCCAACCUCGCCCCUGCCUGAGGCUUUAGAUAUUACCCCUGUACACCAUGACGGAGAGACAUUGAGGUUAGAUCCCUGACAAUCAUCUCAAUACCUCUCCUCCUCCCUACCCCUCGAGACCCCCCUCCCCCCCCCCGCCCCUGCCUCGUCCCCAUCAUGCUGCGCUUCCUGCCUCUCAAACUUGGCCGCCUGUACCGCUGUCUUAAGCUCCUGUUGGUGGUGGGAUUGUUUGUCAUCUUGUUGAUGAACACCCACAACCUGUUCGCCUCCUUCCAGAAGAAUGAGCUCACUGACAGACGCUUCAUCAACCUCAACAAGUGUCCCGCCUGCUUUGGCACCAGCUGGUGCCGCAAGUUCAUGAACGGCCAGGUUUCCUUCGAGACCUGGGGUCGCCUGCGAUUCCUAGACGUCUUCAAUGUCAAGAAUGUUUACUUUGCCCAGUACGGCGAGCCCAGGGAGGGCACCCGUCGUGUAGUGCUCAAACGGCUCGGCUCCAACCAGGAGCUGGCUGAAAUAGACCAGAAAAUCUGCAAGAGGGCCACAGGAAGGCCACGCUGCGACCUCAUCCAGGCAAUGUACAAGACUGAAUUUGCCAGGAUCAAUGGCGAUGUUCGUCUGCUCACUCCAGAGGUGGUGGAGGGCUGGUCGGAUCUGGUGCACUGCCCCUCUCAGAGGCUGCUGGACCGCGUGGUCCGCAGAUACGCUGAGACCAAAGACUCAGGCAGCUUCCUGCUCAAGAACCUCAAGGACACAGAGAGAAUGCAGCUGCUCAUGACCUUGGCGUUCAACCCGGAACCGCUCGUGCUACAGAGCUUUCCGUCAGACGAAGGGUGGCCGUUCGCCAAGUACCUGGGAGCGUGUGGGCGCGUGGUAGCUGUCAACUACGUGGGAGAGGAGCUCUGGAGCUUCUACAACGCGCCCUGGGAGAAGAGGGUAGACUUGGCGCGGCAGCUGAUGGACAUCGCCGAGCAGCUCACCAACAACGACUUUGAGUUCGCCCUCUACCUGCUCGACGUCAGCUUCGAUAACUUUGCGGUCGGCCCACGCGACGGGAAGGUCAUCGUCGUCGACGCCGAGAACGUUCUCGUGGCAGACAAAAGGCUGAUCAAGCAGAACAAGCCAGAAAGCUAUGACGUGUGGUAUGAGAGCCGGUUUGAGGACUGCGACAGAGAGGCCUGCCUGUCUUUCUCCAAGGACUCCCUUUGUUCCAGGGUCACUGUGGACCACAACUAUUAUGCUGUGUGCCAGAACCUGUUGUCACGGUAUGCUACGUGGCGGGGCACUACUGGAGGCCUCCUCCACGACCCCCCUGCCCACAUAGCCAAAGAUGGACAACUCGAGGCCCUGUUGGACGAGUGCACCAAACCCAAAAAGCGCUACGGCCGCUUCCAGGCGGCCAAGGAACUGCGUGAAUACCUCACACAGCUAGCUGCCGCUUCCUCCUCUGCCACAGCCAGGUAAUGAAUGGAGUCGGCGUUAGCCUGACGCACUGAGAGACUGGAUCCUGUACUCUUUAUCUCCGGACUCCUGAGAUCCUGGUUCUUGUACAUGAUGUCAUUUGGCUCCCCUUUGCACAGGAGCAGGAGGACGUUAGAGGUCUUGCAUCAGGAAGUGUAGGAAUCAAACUUCAAAGCAGAUUUGUUAAAGCUCUAGCUUUUACCUGACUUUGCUCCUGUGUGAAAGAGGAGUGAGGCACUAAGAGAUUCUGGUUAGAACCUGGAUAGAGAGGGGAUAAAAGUAACCUCUCCUCUCCCAGGGUGGUCCUACCAUUAUUGGGAGGGGGGGGGAGGGGGUGAGAAAGGGCUCUGGUAAACGCUUUCUUCACUGGACCCAGGCUAACACAACAAAACUGUGUCUAAGCAACAGCAGCAGCAACAUGGCACAGCCCUGACCACAUCCAUCCUCCUGUUCACUCCUCAAUCCAUCAGAACUGUUGUAUUUUAUAACGUUGAAUCUUAACACCUGUUUCAUUUUGCCCCCAGGAUCUCCCUUUGUUUUAUUUUUUUUUUUCUUCAGGGCUGAAUUUAAGUAGAUCGGCGCGUUUACAUUUUCGCUGUGCCAUGGCUUUUUUUCCUUCUGUAGCAUGGCUGCAGGGAAGGCGGAGGUAGCAUGAAUCUCCUGCUGUCAGGCAGCAUGGAAGGCUAAGCUACAGCAGGUAGAGAGGAGAGGCAGGAGGUCGGGGGUUUGGUUUUCAUGCAGGAGAAAAAGAAAACCCUUGAUGGCUAUAUCAGUCUAAUUUCCUGCUACUCCAAUCAAUCACUCGAUUUGCAGGUUCCAGGAUUGUGGCAAUCUUUUUUUUUUUUUCCUGAGUGUUUUUUUUUCUUUAAUAGGAACCAGAGAGUGUGAAACAGCUGCACAUAGGAAAAGGAAGGGGAUAAUUGGACAGUGGUGGUCCCUUGAUGCAGAUGUGCCUAUACCAAAGAGGCUAUAUGUAAUAUUAAAAACCACGAGCAGUACAGAGUGACAGCACCUUUCCCUCCAGUUGUUCCCCACUAGAGCUGUCCAAAGCAACCUUAACACAUACACAAUCUUCUAUGAGCUGAUUUUCCUUCGAUAAGAACCAAAUCCAAGAGAUAACAAGAGCAAGGUUGGCCAUUCUUAACGUCACAUGAGCCCUUUUGCGUAGGGCUGAUUAAAUGAUAAUCAGUUAGGCCAAGACACAUUUUUCUUCAACAGGGUCAAAAAAUCUUGAGUUAAAGAAUCAGACAGUAAAUUUUAAAAGGACAAAGACCUGCGUAGUAGUUGCCUCCAGUGCCGGAUUCUCUUUAAAUGUCUAACUGAUAAAUGAAUCCUAUUGUCAAACUUCUCCCACCAGUGUUUAGUACAGUAAGCUCUAUCGAGUUAGAAAAAGGGAAUGAAGAUAUGUUAAAUUACCUCCCUCGCUCCUGAACUGACUUCUGACCUGCACUUUUUAAAUUUUUGCAGACCCAGAAUUUCUGUUGAAUAUUUAAACACUCAGCACCACUUGGAGGUUGGGUUAAUUUUACACUCAGUGGACCAACAAAUUAAAACAUAAUUACAAAUAUAGGCUCAUUCGGUAACAGAUUAUGAGAGAUCUUACUCAAAUAAAAAAAAAAUUUGCCUCCACGUGUUUUGUACGUCAUCUGUCUCGAUGUUGUGAAUCAAGACGCUAAAUGCCCAGUGGAGUGUCGUGUAGCAUGGUCAAUACACAGGCCAAUAAUCAAGUAAACAUGAGCCACUCCUUCUACAGGGGAAACUAGAAAGCACAGCAGUUGCUUUUUUUUUUUUUUUUUUGGCCUUCUGUGAGACCCGCGAAGACAACGGGACCCUUGUCAGUUUGGAAAAGCAAUAAAGAGAAGUUUGGCUAAUGGAGUUUCAAACCCCCCCCUUACAUUUGUUGUGUCCGAUAUCUUUCUGUUUCCCCAGUCUGGAGGACGUUCAACCUGGAGGGAUUUGUACGUGUGUAACUAACUGUCCACUUUUGUACUGUAAUUUUUCUUUUAAGUAUUAUAUCAGCAUUGUCUGAUUUUUCCUGUGCCUUUCAUUCAAAAGUUGUAUUUACAACUUUUAGUGGGUUUAAAUAUUAAAAUAAAUGAA